CACGCGAAGCACGACCUGCCUCGCCGGAAAGAGCAGACGCUUCUGCCUCUGCUGCGACCUGUUUUAUGGGGAAAAGGCUGGUCCCGGUCCCGCUCCGGCCAGUCACACCUUUGGAAAACCCAGUGUUUUCUCCGGGCGGUUUUUUACCACCGCCACAAAAUGGUGCCUAAAGUCAACGGAGGAGGCGGCUUCUGAGCGCAUGAGUCUGUUGCCAAGCAGGGAGGAAAAGGCGGAGCGGCGCUGAGGCGGCUCCUUCCGGGGCGAGGGAGGCCGUCGGGAAGCGGAGCGAGGCGUCAUGGCGGUGCUCCUGGAAACCACGCUGGGAGACCUGGUGAUCGACUUGUACACGGAGGAGAGGCCGAGAGCUUGCCUGAAUUUUCUGAAGCUCUGCAAAAUCAAGUACUACAAUUACUGCCUUAUACAUAAUAUACAAAGAGAUUUUAUCAUACAAACUGGAGACCCACAGGGGACUGGCCGUGGAGGUGAAUCAAUUUUUUGCAAAUUGUAUGGGGACCAAGCUAGAUUUUUUGAAACAGAAAAAGUGCCAAGAAUUAAACACAAGAAAAGGGGUACAGUGUCAAUGGUGAACAAUGGCAGUGAUCAGCAUGGAUCUCAGUUUCUUAUUACUACAGGAGACAACUUAGAUUACCUGAAUGGUGUACAUACAGUCUUCGGUGAAGUAACAGAAGGCAUGGAUGUGUUGAUGAAAAUUAAUGAAGCCUUCGUUGACAAGGAUUUUGUUCCAUAUCAAGACAUCAGGAUAAACCAUACAGUGAUCCUGGAUGAUCCAUUUGAUGACCCUCCUGGUUUGGCAAUACCAGAUCGUUCACCAGAGCCUACCAAGGAACAGCUGGAUAGUGGAAGAAUAGGAGCUGAUGAGGAGAUUGAUGACUUCAAAGGAAGGUCUGUUGAUGAAGUGGAAGAAAUUCUGGCAGAGAAAGAAGCAAAAACUAAGGCUAUUCUUUUGGAAAUGGUUGGAGACUUGCCUGAUGCAGACAUCAAGCCUCCUGAAAAUGUCUUGUUUGUUUGCAAACUUAAUCCUGUGACAACAGACGAAGACCUUGAAAUCAUAUUUUCCCGAUUCGGGCCAAUAAAAAGUUGUGAAGUGAUUCGAGAUUGGAAGACAGGUGAAUCCCUCUGCUAUGCUUUCAUCGAGUUUGAAAAGGAAGAAGAUUGUGAGAAAGCUUACUUUAAGAUGGAUAAUGUUUUAAUAGAUGACAGGCGGAUACAUGUGGAUUUUAGCCAGUCUGUUGCAAAGAUUAAAUGGAAAGGAAAAGGUGGGAAGUAUACGAAGGAUGAUUUCAAAGAAUAUGAAAAGGACCAUGACAAAACUCCUAAAUUAAGUUUGAAGGAGAAGGUGAAGCCAAAGCAAGACUCAAGAUAUGACCUUGUAUUGGAGGAGGAAGAGGAUGAUGGCAAAACAAGUCACAGGCACUCUGAUAAAAAGAAGAAGAAACGCCACCAUUCAGAUGAUACCGAUGAGGAUGAGAAGAGGUCCAAAAAGUCUAAGCAGGACUUUGACCGAAGGCAGAAAGAAGAGAAAAGAAAAAACGAAAAGCGAGAGAGGCGGCGCAGCCGUAGCCGUAGCCAGUCUUGGGACAGAGAUGACCGAUACCGAAAGUCAAAGGACAAAUACCACGAGGAAAAGAGGAAAGCCAGAAGCCCUAAGAAACCCAGAGAGAAGGAGAAGUCUAAGUACAGAUGAAUGAGGAUUAAGAAAAACUCUUCCCCCAGUGCUUUUCCACCAUUGAGACCUACAACCACUCCCCAAAGACCCUUCAGUCUUCCUUUUUGACUUUUGAUCCUGGGGCUCUAUAGGAUGACAUCCUAUAAUGUGGAAUUUAGUAGAAUUUUGACUGUAUUGGGGGGGGGAGUUAAAGCAUUUUGUUUUCAGUUUACGGUGGAAUGGUGACAAGACCACCACAUUAUUUGAUUUAUUACAGACACCAUCCACCAAAAAGGAACCUUAGUAAUGUCAGCCGUUAAUGGUAGAGGGCAUACUUAAAACAUUAUUUUUGUCAGCUCUUAAGAGUUACUCGAUUCAUAAUUAAUUUCCUACUUUGUUAUCUUAUCUGUAUAGGAAACUGCAUGCAACCGAAGGGUGUGUCUUUAUGUGUGACAGAAGUGGGCUUUAUUUUGCCAUGGAAACCUGCUUCCAGUUGGGGCUUCCUGCUACAUGUAUUGAAGUAGUGUUGCGUGUCUUAAUUACACAUGCUGUAUACACAGUUGGUACAGCCAGUUCCUAGACAGAACUGAUAUCCAAGUAGAGACUUUGUCCCGUGCAAAGUAGCUCAAAAUUCCUUUGGUUGUGUGAGGCCUUCACUAAAAGGCCAUCUUUUACAAUACACAUUUCAUAAUUCAGAA
Podarcis raffonei (Aeolian wall lizard) is the source of this 2364-nucleotide messenger RNA. It is a transcript of the gene PPIL4, whose product is annotated as peptidylprolyl isomerase like 4. Bases 296 to 1705 code for a protein of 469 amino acids. Gene Ontology annotation, molecular function: peptidyl-prolyl cis-trans isomerase activity; RNA binding. The record is from RefSeq and is a predicted model, not a curated record. NCBI's taxonomy places the organism in Eukaryota, Metazoa, Chordata, Lepidosauria, Squamata, Lacertidae. Gene Ontology annotation, cellular component: nucleus. The transcript is spliced from 13 exons. Gene Ontology annotation, biological process: protein peptidyl-prolyl isomerization.